AUGGAAGCCUGUCCGUACCUGGGGGAAGAUGUGUUGGUUGAAAUCCUGACGAGACUGCCCGUAAAAGCUUUGCUCCGUCUUCGGAGCGUAUGCAAAUCGUGGAAGUCGAUGAUAGGCAGCCCCGAAUUCAGGUCCUUGCACCUCUCCUCAAAGCGCCACUCCUCCAAAGUGUUGCUCACCACAAAAUACCCUCAACUCCGGGGCCCUCACGAGCCUGUAGUAGAGUGGUACCUGUUGCUUGACAACGAUCACCAUCGCCCUGCCGACUCUUCCUGGUUGGGGCCUCUCGAUUUCCCUUUCGAAUACCCACGCUUCACCUCUCCCCACAUAGUCGGCUCCAUCAACGGCUUGAUAUGCGAAUCUCUGUCCCCAACGCGUGCCUCAGAUGUGCAAGCCGUCAUAUCCAUCAUGCUAUGGAACCCUACCAUCCGCAGGCACGUCUACCUACCGGACCUCACCUUGACCAAUUCCAAACCAGAUGAAUCGUCCAUGGAGUUUGGAUACGACCCCACCACAGACGACUACAAAAUCGUGGUCCUUACACUCCCUGCAGAGUUCAACGUCUAUUCGUUGAACUCAAACGCGUGGCGCAGAGGUAAUUUGCUUGUGCACCAGUGCCCCGACAGCAAAACAUUUCGUAGCACGGGCGCUUUCGUGGGAGGCAAGAUGCACUGGCUCCUCUGUAUGGCAGAUUAUGAGAUGGGACCAUAUUGUAGCAGCUACAGCCUUUACUCGUUCGACGUGGCGGAAGAGGUUUUUGAAGAGGUGGCCUUACCGCCACAGGAUCCUGUCGCGUUUAGUUUUCCCCGGGUUACUGUACUGGGGGACUCGUUGCUUGUGGGACUCGCCUCCAACUGGAACAGCUCUUGGACCAUUUGGGUGCAGAUAGCCGCCGGCGGCUGGAAGAAAAUGUACACAGUCAAGGACCCAAUGAGCCGGCCGACUGAGUUUGUGUGUGUUUUGAAGAAUGGGGAGUUGAUCAUGGACAGGUGGCCAGAUGAUGACAGUAGUGGCUUAUCUGCACACGACCCAAGGGCUAGGCAGUUUAAGGACUUGGAGCCCUUGCCUUUCUCUCAACUACGACAAUAUGGGGGUGUGGCGUCUCUCAAUGAUCACCAAGAGAGUCUCGUCCUCCUCGACUGCACACCGGUUGCUGACCCUCGGUCUAUGUCCUGCCAACUUUCAACACAAGGAGAAAUGGCGGAUCAGCUUACUGACGACCAGAUCUCUGAGUUUAAGGAAGCUUUCAGCCUGUUCGACAAGGAUGGGGAUGGCUGCAUCACGACCAAGGAGCUUGGAACUGUAAUGAGAUCCCUCGGCCAGAACCCUACCGAAGCCGAGCUCCAGGACAUGAUCAACGAGGUCGAUGCCGAUGGCAACGGGACCAUCGAUUUCCCCGAAUUCCUUAACCUAAUGGCCCGCAAGAUGAAGGACACGGACUCUGAGGAGGAGCUUAAGGAGGCCUUUCGUGUAUUUGACAAGGACCAAAACGGGUUCAUCUCGGCAGCCGAGCUUCGUCACGUGAUGACGAACCUUGGCGAGAAGUUGACUGACGAGGAGGUUGACGAGAUGAUUCGGGAGGCUGACGUGGAUGGGGAUGGCCAGAUCAACUAUGAGGAGUUUGUUAAGGUCAUGAUGGCCAAGUGAGGUGUGGACAUGGAAAGGAAUGGAUGAAAGGGGGUUCGGGCUAUUGGAAUGGAUUUUUUUUUUUUCCCUUUUAUUUGGCUAUUUUUGCUCUUUUGUGGGGUUUGUGUUUUUUACCUUUUUUUUUCAUGGAUUUUACAGUCCUUUUGAGUAUUUAUUAAUGUAAUGGCCUGGAUUAUGAAAUUCUAUGACUCCUUUAAUUGUCAUCUAAUAUUUUGGUUCUGGUAAAAACAAUCACUUUCAACUCAUGUCAUGUUCUCCAAUUUCAAUAUAUUUUACACUCGAUGCAUGUUAUGCUUUCCAAUGCGG
This is a messenger RNA of Striga asiatica, 1953 nucleotides long. The record is from the annotation of a GenBank genome assembly. NCBI's taxonomy places the organism in Eukaryota, Viridiplantae, Streptophyta, Magnoliopsida, Lamiales, Orobanchaceae.